Molecule: messenger RNA, 1576 nt
Organism: Scophthalmus maximus (turbot)
Lineage: Eukaryota; Metazoa; Chordata; Actinopteri; Pleuronectiformes; Scophthalmidae
Gene: rrh
Product: retinal pigment epithelium-derived rhodopsin homolog
Exons: 7
Coding region: 126-1118 (330 amino acids)
Biological process (GO): visual perception; G protein-coupled receptor signaling pathway
Cellular component (GO): photoreceptor outer segment; membrane
Molecular function (GO): G protein-coupled receptor activity
Source: RefSeq, a predicted model, not a curated record
GAUGGAAGCAGCAUUUUUGCAAUACAGACUCUCUACAUAUAUUUUGUUCCGAUUUUUUAUUGUUCUCUGUUUCAUUCUAAUUUCAAGACCAUUUGUGGGAACACAGUUGACCUCAACUCAGAAAAAUGGGGAUUGACUCUGGAGUUAAUAUUUCAGAUGAUGUUGCACUUUAUGGUGGAAAAAGUGCCUUUACCCAACUGGAGCACAACAUAGUAGCUGGAUAUCUUAUUACUGCAGGUGUCAUCAGUCUAGCAAGCAACAUUGUGGUGCUGCUCAUGUUUGUGAAGUUCAGGGAGCUCCGCACUGCCACCAACUUCAUCAUAAUCAACCUGGCUUUUACUGACAUUGGCGUGGCUGGUAUCGGCUAUCCCAUGUCAGCUGCCUCAGACAUCCAUGGCAGCUGGAAAUUUGGCUACACUGGUUGUCAGAUCUAUGCAGCUCUCAACAUCUUCUUUGGCAUGGCCAGUAUCGGCCUGUUGACUGUGGUGGCCAUCGACCGCUACCUUACAAUCUGCAGACCAGACAUAGGGCAGAAAAUGACAAUGCAAUCAUACAACCUUCUAAUUCUGGCAGCAUGGCUGAAUGCUGUCUUCUGGUCUUCCAUGCCUCUAGUGGGCUGGGCUGGAUACGCCCCUGACCCCACCGGAGCUACAUGCACCAUCAACUGGAGACAGAAUGAUGCCUCCUUCAUCUCCUACACUAUGGCAGUGAUUGCUGUGAACUUUGUGUUGCCUCUGACUGUCAUGUUUUACUGCUACUACAACGUGUCCAUCACUGUGAGGAGAUACAAAGCUGGCAACUGCCUGGACAGCAUCAACGUCAACUGGUCGGAUCAGAUGGAUGUCACCAAGAUGUCCAUAGUGAUGAUUGCCAUGUUCCUGGUGGCCUGGUCUCCUUACUCCAUGGUUUGCCUCUGGGCAUCACUUGGUGACCCCAAGACCAUUCCUGCCCCUAUGGCCAUCAUUGCUCCCCUUUUUGCUAAGUCCUCCACCUUUUACAACCCCUGCAUUUAUGUUAUUGCCAACAAGAAGUUCAGAAGAGCCAUAAUAGGGAUGGUCAGAUGUCAAACUAGACAGCGAAUCAUCAUCAAUACCCAGGUUCCCAUGACAACCUCCUAACCUCCUCUGACCCAGUGAGAUGAAAUUGGCUCUGAAUGACUCAAUAUCAAUAUAACCUGUCAUUGAAACUAUAUAUAUUGAUAGGUAUGAUCAAAUAACAUGGAUCAAAGUGUUUUCCUUUCUGUUGUAGCUAUUUUUCUGUUGAAUAAUUGUAAAGCUCAUUGUGGUGCUUACUGUGUAAAUUCCGGUUCCUGUGACAUUGUUUGUGUUUCAAUUAUUUCAAUAACAGACCAAUAAUUAAAAUCUUUUUGUGUAUGGACUGAAUUCUUCAACUACUUGUCAAAAUAAUAUCCUGUGCUUGAAAGCUGUCAGAGCAACAAUAGGAAAUCAUUAAUUUCCUUUGCCAAAGAGGUUAUGUUUUCACCUCUGUUUGUUGUUUGUUUGUCAGCAGGAUUGCGCAACAAUUACUGAACUGAUUUCAUGCAACUUGUUGGAAGGAUGGAACAUGGGCCAAUAAA